This is a messenger RNA of Musca domestica (house fly), 1454 nucleotides long. RefSeq names its product geminin (gene geminin). The transcript has a single exon. Gene Ontology annotation, biological process: regulation of DNA replication. NCBI's taxonomy places the organism in Eukaryota, Metazoa, Arthropoda, Insecta, Diptera, Muscidae. The coding region runs from base 206 to 835 and encodes 209 amino acids. The record is from RefSeq and is a predicted model, not a curated record.
UAUUUUGACAUUCGAAGACAAAAGAUAAACCACCACCAUCAUCUUGCGAUCAUCAUUGUGUAUUGCCGGAAAAUAUAACGUUCGAAUUCCAACAGAUGAAAGCGUCACUCGCGUGAGUAAACGAUCAAAAAAAUCAGAUAUAGACAAACGUUCGAAUUUUUGUGACUAAUUUAUUAAACCACUACCCAUCAUCCACUGUGCAAAAAUGUCUAACAUUUCGGCAAAGAAAGUCUUCAUCCAGAUCGAGUCGGCGGCCGAACAACAGGAAAAUCUGAAAAAUCAAAGGAAAACCCUGAAAGUUUUACAGGGAGUAGCCACCGAUAAGGAGAACUUGACUGGACGUCCACAAAUUGACAAGCUGAGUCGCCUUAAAGCAGCCACUGAAACCACAUUGUCUGCCAGCACAGACUAUGCGAAACGCAAAAAGAUCGAGACACGAGUUGCUGAGACUCAAACGAGUCCCAAUAAAUCUUCAACCAAAGACGAAACGUCGACGUCGAAGAAGAUCACCGCCGAAGACCUAACCGGUGAGGCCAAGCCCGGUGAACAUUAUUGGGAACGUUUGGCUGAGAAACGACGCGAAGCCUUGGAACAAAGCCUCGAUGAAAAUCAGCGUCUCUAUGAACGUAUUGAAGGUUUGGAGGAGGAAUUGAAUACUUCGCGCCAGCAGCUGGAAGAGGCCAAACAUUUGGUGGCUGUUCUUUCGGAAAUGCUAAAUGAAACCGAAGGCGACGAAGAAGAAGGUGUGGAAAUUGAGGAAAAAGAUCAAACAGAAUCGAAUGAAGAUAAUUCAGAUGAUUCCAAUGAUGCGACACCCACGAAAGAGGACAAUUAGUGAGUGGUGGAUGGAUUAGCUAGCAAUAACAUAAACAAUUAUUCCACUACUUUAGUCGCUAAGUACCCACACAAAAGACUUAGAGGUUGGUGUAAAGAAAGAUUUCACACGCGACCUUCUAUAUUUCCAAACAAUUUCCUUAAUGUUUAGAAUUGAGUUUUAUGCUAUGUAUUUGAUUGAUUUUUAUAUUCAAUGUUAAAUUUCCUUUUUUUAACUAUUGUCACAAAUAGCUGGCGUUGAACUUAAGUCCAUGUUUAGCUACAACCAUACUAUUAAUGUAAGUUAGUUUUUUUUUAUUGUUUUUAUAUAAGAUAACCGAAUAUCAGUUUGUAAUCAAAAAAAUCUAUCAGUUGUCAUCAACUAUAGUCCUAAGGUAUUUGAGAAUUACGGACCAAACUUAUGUUUCUCAAUUUUGUUGCAUAUACUUGAAGAAUCACAAAUAGAUUUAAGAUUUUUUUCCCCAAUGUAACCAACGACCAUUAAUGUAUUAGACAAAAAUAAAAUCUUGUGUUAUACUACUUUACGAUCAAUUGAAACCAUUGUUAUAAAGAAACGCUAUUGAAUUUUUUUUAUCAACUAUCUUAUAGAAAUAUUUUAAUAAAUUAAUUGUAUUAACGAA